UAGUCUCCCUCGCAACGGAUGCCAGGAAUUUGCUAGGGAGCAGUGGGUAGACUCUACGUCGUAGUAUGAAUAGCGCUUACCAGGCUUCAUAUUGGCAGUAAAAUCAUCCCCCGGACCGAAGUUUGAUCCGACAAUGGAGAUAUUCAGAAUGUAGAAAGCAUAAUUAUGUUGGAAAAUCACAGGUGACCAUGUCCAUGUGAAGGAAUAUUGUGCGCUGGCGUGUAUCUCCGGCAGUCAUAAGACGCAGAGUACUGGCACCAUGAUUCGGCAGAGUUUAUUAUUACGCCUGCGUUCUACGCAGGCUGUGCUGAAAGUCAUUCUAACGCGAUGUUGGAAAUCGUGCAGUGCUGCGUGCUUGGUGUUGUUCCUGCUCUACUGGGUAUAUCUGGUAUAUGGUGGUGCUGCCAUGCUGACCGUUACUUGCUUACUAUCCAUAGUGUUACUAGGAGCGUUCUAUCAUUAUCAGGACUCAUACCUGUACCUACCCGAGACACCAGACGGUUCGCGGCAAUUUGUGGCAACCCCAAUGGAGCUCUCGUUGCCUUACGAGGAUAUCUACUUGCGUACAGAGGACGGAGUGCGGAUACACGCCUACUUUAUCAAACAACCUCCUGGCAUGCUGCAAACUGUGCCCACCAUUCUCUUCCUGCACGGUAAUGCGGGCAACAUUGGCUACCGCUUGCCCAAUGCACAGGCUCUGUAUGAAGAAUGCCAGUGCAACAUUCUCUUACUGGAGUAUCGCGGCUUUGGGCGUAGCGAUGGUGCACCCAGUGAGGCUGGUCUAUUUUUAGAUUCCAAAGCUGGCAUGGAUGCACUUCUGAGCAGAUCUGAUAUUGACAUUAGGAAAAUUAUAGUGUUUGGCCGAUCGCUUGGCGGAGCUGUGGCAGCUAAGCUCUGCUCACAUCCAGCGUGUGUGGACAGGGCUUGUGCUCUAGUAAUAGAGAAUAGCUUCUCUAGCAUUCCAAUGUUUGCCAGUGCCCUGUUUCACCCACUGGCUGGCAGAUUACCGGAGUGGGCGUAUAAAAAUCAGUUCUUCUCGGUGAAGUCGGUACGGUUAAUACGCGCGCCGACGCUAUUCCUGUCUGGCCUUCGUGAUGAGUUGGUGCCUGCGUGGAUGAUGGAACAGCUAUUUCAGAACUGUGGUGCGCCGGCAAAACAUAUCCAGCGCUUUCCGCAGGGGGGUCACAACGACACAUAUCACUGUCAUGGCUACUACAACACAUGGCGUGCAUUCCUGUCACAGCUAUUAGAAGAGGACCAGCAACUCGUGGAAGAAGAGAAGGAGCGCCUCAAGUCCAAGACAUGCGUCAUACAGUGAACCAAGCUUGAAUUGUUGAUAUGCCAUGCCACCAGUCACAAACUGACUUACCAGUCCGCUGGACCCGAUGACUCGGUGAUACUACGUUCGUUCACCCGACUACAUGCCAUCACCACACAACUGUCACCUUUGCGUACCGCGAAUAAGCUCUGUGAGAGUCGCUGUGCUGCUGAUGUGUCUGACUCACUUGGUCUUCAAGAGCGAGAGAGAAUGCUGCAAUCUACCAGAUAAUCAACGGUGUGCCGAGUGGUGGCAGCAGCAGGUGAGGACAAGGAACCUGCCCUGAAGAACAUUGAGUGCCCAACCUGCAACCGUCUGUUCUGCCGUAGUUCUGACAUGGCCCGGCACAAGUGUUUGACAAUCCGUCAGCUCCCGGUAUCGGAGCAGCCUGGGUCAGUGCAGUGUCCAACAUGCAACCGAUGGCUACGUAGCAGGGGAGGCUUUGCGGUUCAUAAGUGUUGGCUAGGUGAUGGCGACCAGCCACUGGCCCCUGCUCCUCUUGUUGUUCCGGAUGUAACUUGCACAAUCUGUCAUCGUUCUUUUAAAUCGGCUGCGGAUCUCAAGUGUCAUCGUGGUGGAAUCUGUCCAAAGCGCCCUACUGUGGCUGAACGCCAGCAAUUCAAGUUUCACUGCCAAGUUUGUCACAACCGACGGUUCCGGAGGGGGCAAGAUCUGGACCGCCACUUGGAGCAUUGCCUUCCUCCACCCUAGCAUCUUUGACAGUACCUCCCAUCUGGGAGCGGCGUGGCCAAUUCUGGCAGCUGUCAAUAGUAGUAGUAGUAGUGUAUGUGUUUGUGUGUGUAUGUGUGUAACGUUAUGUGUGUAUGUGUUUGUGUGUGUGUGUUCUCUGUAUGUUCUGUGUCUCUCUGUGCAUAUCUGUGUGGCCGGCUUCAGAUUGCAGUGCAUGCAUUACGUAGUGCUAUUCUCGGUCAGUUUCAAGCCGUUGCAGGUUAUUUUUAUUUUGGAAGGUUUUUUACGCAUUUGAGACAGUCUUGAGUCACCUCCACCAUUACGCUGCGCUCUGUCGCACCCUGGAAUAAUUUGAGACAGUACUAGUACUAGUGUUUGAACCUCAUUUCAGACUUCCAGCCAAGCAGAAAGUACACACGUGUAUUACAUGCAGGAUUGAUAAGCUGCUGCAACAUUGCCAAUAGUAUUCGUUUUCGAUUCCAGCAUUCCAACAUUACAUGUUCAACUACAUGUACUUGAAUUGUAUUCACUCAUCAA
Molecule: messenger RNA, 2545 nt
Organism: Sycon ciliatum
Lineage: Eukaryota; Metazoa; Porifera; Calcarea; Leucosolenida; Sycettidae
Product: protein ABHD13-like
Exons: 9
Coding region: 260-1318 (352 amino acids)
Cellular component (GO): membrane
Molecular function (GO): palmitoyl-(protein) hydrolase activity
Source: RefSeq, a predicted model, not a curated record